AUGGCAUGGCCCCGUUGGCCAGCACUGCCAGGCAUGGAGAGAACCACGGUGCUGAUCACAGGCUGCUCCUCAGGCAUCGGCCUGGGGCUGGCUGCACGCCUGGCAGCUGAUGCCGCUCGCCGCUUCAAAGUUUAUGCCACCAUGCGUGACCUGGCCAAGGGUGGGCAGCUCCUGGAGCGCCUGGGGGGCUGCUGCCCUGACACGCUGGAGCUCCUGCAGCUGGAUGUCACUGACCCGUGCUCGCUGGCAGCUGCUGCACAGCGGCUGCAGGGACAGCGGCUGGAUGUGUUGGUCUGCAAUGCAGGGGUGGGACUGAUGGGACCGCUGGAGACCUGCUCUGAGCAGGCCAUGAAAACUCUCUUCGAUGUGAACCUCUUUGGGGCUGUCCGCACCAUCCAGGCAUUCCUGCCUGCCAUGAAGAGCCGCAGGGCCGGGCGCAUCAUUGUCUCCAGCAGCAUCGGGGGGCUGCAAGGGCUGCCCUUCAAUGCUGUGUACUGUGCCAGCAAGUUUGCGGUGGAGGGGCUGUGCGAGAGCCUGGCCAUCGUCCUGCGCCCCUUCAACAUCCACCUGACGCUGGUGGAGUGCGGGCCCGUCCACACCAGCUUCCUGGCCAACCUGCAGCGCCCCGACCCCGAGGGCAGCGAGAUGCGGGGCCUGGACGCCGAGACACAAGGGCUGUACCGCCGCUACCUGUGGCACUGUCAGAGCAUCUUCCGCGACGCGGCCCAGGACGUGGAGGAGGUCCUGCCGGUGUUCCUGGAGGCCAUCGGCAGCCCCUGCCCGCCCCUCCGCUGCGCCAGCACCCAGCUCCUCGCCCCGCUGUGGCGCCUGCGGCUGAGCAGCCCCGACGGCUCCGCGUACGUGCGCGCCAUGCACGACUUCGUGUUCGGCGGCAGCGAGGCCGGCGGGGACCAGCCCUGAGCGGAGCCAGCGCAACACCGGCACCGCUGCCGUGCGAACCCGCAGCGCCGACCCGCGCCCGGUCCCGUGUUCGGUGCCGCCGUGUCCCCAAUAAAGCCCUUUGCAGCGCACGGCUCCGGCUCCG
This is a messenger RNA of Prinia subflava (tawny-flanked prinia), 1045 nucleotides long. RefSeq names its product hydroxysteroid 17-beta dehydrogenase 1 (gene HSD17B1). The record is from RefSeq and is a predicted model, not a curated record. Gene Ontology annotation, biological process: estrogen biosynthetic process. Gene Ontology annotation, molecular function: estradiol 17-beta-dehydrogenase [NAD(P)+] activity. NCBI's taxonomy places the organism in Eukaryota, Metazoa, Chordata, Aves, Passeriformes, Cisticolidae. Gene Ontology annotation, cellular component: cytosol; cytoplasm. The transcript has 6 exons. The coding region runs from base 1 to 921 and encodes 306 amino acids.